Molecule: messenger RNA, 3949 nt
Organism: Cuscuta epithymum
Lineage: Eukaryota; Viridiplantae; Streptophyta; Magnoliopsida; Solanales; Convolvulaceae
Source: the annotation of a GenBank genome assembly
UCCCGCAAAAUUUGCAGAAAUUUGAAUAAUCGAUCGCCGGCCAAGAAAGCUAGAUCAUGGAGGUUCAGAACGCAGAUGUGAACAGUCCCCAGACGUGUCCGAAAGCGGUGACCGUUCGCCGGAACCCUCACCGACGUGCUCGGGAUACGCCAUCAACGAACAAUCCGCCCUCAUUUCUUAAGCCAAACCCAGUCCGCAGCAAUAAUAUCUCUUCAUUUCCUAUUCAAGAGAUUUUGUCUAUUGAUGUAAAUGCAGACCCGAAGUUAGAUUCAGUAACGACAGAAGAACAUCUACCAGAGAAUCUCAAAGUCUAUCUGAGAAUCCGGCCGGUGGUCAUUCAGAAUAGUGCUGGAAAGAAGGCAAAAUCAGGAGCUUCAAAAUUACAGGCAAAGAAUGUUUGGCCUAAAAACCCUAGAGCCAAGAUCAAUUUGGACAAGAGGUUGAAGACAAACAGCAAUAUUUGCUUAGCGGUGAACGAUUCACACUCAGUAACGCUCGUACCACCCUCGAAAUUGCAAGACACCAAGCGGACGAAAUACGAGGUUUAUGAAGGUUUCUCCGAAGUAUUUUCUCCUGAGGCGUCUCAGAAGGAAGUAUAUGAGAAAAUGGUGAAUCCUUUGGUUGAUGAUCUUCUCCGUGGAAAGAGUGGGAUGCUUGCUGCUUUAGGUCCAAGUGGCUCUGGGAAGACACAUACUAUCUUUGGAUCUGUGAAGGACCCCGGUAUGGUCACACUUGCACUUCAACAACUGUUCUCUGAAGAUGGCGAUAAGACUAAACCACCAAGGUUAUAACUUCUAUUCAGUUCAUGGUACCUCAAUAUGACCGCUUGUGAUGCCCUGUAUAUUUUGUUAUUGUUACUGACCACUGUUAUUAUCAGGUGAAUGCAGAAGUUAAGUUUCUAUAAUGCUCAAGGCAUCUGAAACUCGUUUUGACAGGAUUUGAAAAUUUUGUUAUUGUUAUAUGGAGCUUUUACUAUGAAAAACUCUGUACUAAUUCCGGUGUGUGUCGAAAGAGCAAGGAUUCUCCUUUGCAUUUUGCAAAAGUCUAUGUUUAAAAAAUAGGCCACAUCCACAUCAUCACACACAGAAGUUAAUUCUGUGUAUAAUUCUUGAUUAAUGCAAUUGAAACUCUAGUUGGUGGACACUUUUUUUUUGAAAAUCUUGUUUUGGCUAUUUGGACGUUUUUUAAGUUCUGGUGUUUGCUGGAAGAAAAAGGAUUCUCUACCAUAGUGGACAUUCCUGUGCUAGGUGCUAAAUUUGUGGUAAAAAGAACAGGCCAAUCACCGUUCAGUGUAUUUAUAAGUUUUAGUUUGAACUUUGGAAUGAUUUGACCUGUUUUUCUGCCACAAAUCUAGUAGCGAGUCCACUGCUGCACAGAUUAGAGGAUUUACCACCUUUCAAUGUUCGAAAUUUGUUCAGAGAAAGGGAAGUCUGAGAAGAUAUUUGAUUUAUCCCAAGAUAGUACUGAUUUAUGCAUACAGCACACAUCCAUUAAAGGCUUGCAUGAGAUCAGAGUUAAUGACAUACAACAGGCUGAAACCAUAAUAGGACGUGGUUUGUUAAGGCGCGCAACAGCCAUGACAAAUUCCAAUAGUCACUCUAGUCGCUCUCAGUGCAUAAUAAACAUUCGCUGUGGUCACAAAAAGGGCGAUGGGGAAGUUAGUGAAGAGUCAAAUGGCUCUAUCUUGACAAUAGUUGACCUUGCAGGGGCUGAAAGGGAAAAAAGGACUGGAAAUAAGGGGGCUAGGUUGCUUGAAAGUAAUUUUAUCAACAACACAUCUAUGGUGUUUGGACAGUGUUUGCGGUCUUUGCUGGAACAUCAAAAGAACCCCAAAAAGCCACUGCAGAAACAUUUUCAAAAUUCUAUGUUGACAAGAUACUUGCGAGAUUAUUUGGAGGGAAAGAAGCGGAUGGCAUUGCUAUUAACUGCUAGAGCCGAGCGAGAAGAUUAUAUUGACACUUCUUUUCUUUUAAGGCAGGCUUCACCAUAUACAAAGAUAAAGUUUGACUGCAUUGAAGAACCGUUAAAUUUAAAUUGCAAUAAAAGGGCUCGUCAGACAGUCCCCAUGUCAGACCAAAUCAAAAGAAUGAAGAUGGGUGACAUUGAAGCUCUCAAGCCUGGUCGAGUAAAGAUGGGACAAGAUUCCUCUCUUAUAAAAGAAGAGCACAUUGCUAGAGGGGUUGAUGAUAAAAAGUUGAUAGAAGCUUCAAUACAUUCAGAACAAGAUUUAGAUGGUGCAAAUGUCAAUGACAGAUUUUCAGCUAUGGCUGUUCAAACUAACAUUGAAGGGAAAGAUAGACAGUAUCAGGUCUUACUGGGGUUUUCAAAGGCACUAUGGAAACUCUUAAAGGACUACAAGAAAAAACUUGAGGUUGCUGAGAAUGAUAUUUACUGCCUUAGGGAGGAACUGAAGGACUUAAAAAUCCAGCAUUCUUCUAAAACUGAAGAUUGCCAACCAACUGUAGCAUGUAAGUUGGGAAAGACUCUUCAAGACUCAAAGUUAGAAGAUACUAAAAUGGAAAGCACUUCUUUGGAAUGUGGAUCAACCAAUGUCAUGGUAACUUUAUGCCAGUCCAAUGAUCAGAAAGGCAAAAACCCCAUAGAGAGAACAGAUACAAUACUUGUGGAGCACACUGCCAACUCUUCUCUGCAUGAUGAGGGGAUGUUUGUAGAAUCUCCUGAAGACCCAAAGUUAGAACAUGUAGAAGUGGAAGAUACUUUGUUGGAGUUUGAACCCGAGAAAAUUACAACUUCAUGCCAGUGCAGUGUUCAAGAAGAUGAAAACUCUGAAGGAAGGACAGAUUCAGAACUUGUGGGGCCCACUGCUAACUCUCCCCUGCACGAUGAGGGAAAGUUUGCAGAAUCUCCUGAAGACCCAAAGUUAGAACAUGUAGAAGUGGAAGAUACUUCUUUGGAGUUUGUACCCGAGAAAGUUAUAACUUCAUGCCCGUGCAGUGGUCAAGAAGAUGAAAACUCUAAAGGAAGGACAGAUUCAGAAUUUGGGGGCCCCACUGCUAACUCUCCCCUGCACGAUGAGAGAAAGGUAUUGCUAUUUGAGGAACAGUUUGGAAAAUCCCUUGAAGACUCAAAAUUAGAGUAUUUAGAAGAGGAAGAUGCUCCUUUACAAUUUGGGACACCCAAGACAAUGAUAAAUUUAUGCAAUUCCAGUGUCAAGGAAGACAAAAACUCCAAUGGAAUGACAGAUACAAAACUUGUGGAGCCCACUGCCAACUCUCCCUUGCAUGAAGAGAGAAAGUUUGUAGAAUCCUCUCAAGAUCCAAAUGUAGAAGAUGUUAAAGUGGGAGAUAAUUUGGAGUGUGGAGCAUCCAAGACCAUGGUAAAUUCAUGCCAGUCCAGUGAUCAAGAAGAAAAACCCCUCUAUAAAAGGACAUGUGAUUCAAUACUUGUGGAACCCACUGACAAAUUUCCCCUGCAGUACGAUGACGUAAAGAAACACUUGCAUCCCCGGGUGCCAAAUCCUGAAAGUAAUGCAUUAGAAGUUGUACCGAAACAAACAUCUUUCGGCUAUCCCAAAAUUGUAGAGAAACCUAAAAGGAGACUCCAACCAGCUUCGUCCAUCCUAUUAAAGGAUAUUGGCAAUGUAGACUUCGUGGAUGAUAAUGAGAAGGUGAAGGGUACCAAAGCAGAAAGGAAAUCAGCAACAAUCAAUGUGAGGAAUAUAAGUGAUGGAAGUGUAUCUCUUCUUCGUUUGCUGACGGACCAAUUUCAUUAGCUUGUUAAAAAAUGUGCUGUAAAGUUUUUCCUGAAAACUAUGUUGAUUUAAUUUCUACUGUUGCGUAAGCAAUAUAAGUUUGAAAAUGAUAAACAUGCAGCUCAUGUUCAUUAACAGUUAAAUUUUCUUUCAAAGAUGAAUACUUUAACUUGAACCUUAAAUCUGGUAUACCCUAUCAAAGAUGACUGUCUAUUUUUAGGCUCACGUCAUUCUUUU